Molecule: messenger RNA, 1110 nt
Organism: Lepus europaeus (European hare)
Lineage: Eukaryota; Metazoa; Chordata; Mammalia; Lagomorpha; Leporidae
Gene: DMRT1
Product: doublesex and mab-3 related transcription factor 1
Exons: 5
Coding region: 1-1110 (369 amino acids)
Biological process (GO): sex differentiation; regulation of transcription by RNA polymerase II
Cellular component (GO): nucleus
Molecular function (GO): RNA polymerase II cis-regulatory region sequence-specific DNA binding; DNA-binding transcription factor activity, RNA polymerase II-specific
Source: RefSeq, a predicted model, not a curated record
AUGCCCAACGACGACGCCUUCAGCAAGCCCUCUACGCCGUCGGAGGCUCCGCACGCCCCGGGGGCACCGCCGCAGGGCAAGGCUGGAGGCUUCGGCAAGGCGGCCGGAGCACUGCUUGGGACGGCCGGCGGCUCGGGCGCCGGGGGCAGCGGCGGCGGCUCCGGGGCGACUGGCGUGGGCGCCGCGAACAAGAAGUCCCCACGGCUGCCCAAGUGUGCGCGCUGCAGGAAUCACGGCUACGCGUCGCCGCUCAAGGGCCACAAGCGCUUCUGCAUGUGGCGGGACUGCCAGUGCAAGAAGUGCAACCUGAUUGCCGAGAGACAGCGCGUGAUGGCCGCGCAGGUGGCCCUGAGAAGGCAGCAGGCCCAGGAGGAGGAACUGGGCAUCAGCCACCCGAUCCCGCUGCCCAGUGCUGCCGAGCUGCUUGUGAAGAGAGAGAACAGCGGCAGCAACCCGUGCCUCAUGACUGAGAGCAGCAGCUCCUCGCAGCCUCCGCCGGCCAGCACCUCCAACACUGCAGCCUCAGAGGGGCGUAUGGUCAUCCAGGAUAUUCCUGCUGUCACCAGCAGAGGGCACGUGGAGAACACACCUGACCUGGUUUCAGACUCCACCUACUACAGCAGCUUUUACCAACCAUCUCUGUUCCCGUACUACAACAAUCUGUACAACUACCCGCAAUACUCCAUGGCCCUGGCUGCCGAUUCUUCUUCUGGGGAGGUGGGAAGUCCCCUCGGGGGAUCCCCAGUGAAGAACACCCUUCGGAGCCUCCCAGCACCUUACGUGCCUGGUCAGACUGGAAACCAGUGGCAGAUGAAAAACCCAGAGAACCGCCACCCCGUGAGUUCGCAGUACAGGAUGCAUUCUUACUACCCACCUCCUUCUUACCUGGGCCAGAGCGUUUCGCAGAUCUUCACAUUUGAGGACGGCCCGUCGUACUCGGAAACCAAAGCAAGUGUAUUCUCGCCGCCCAGCAGCCAAGAUUCUGGCUUGGUUUCCCUCUCCAGCAGCUCUCCCAUUAGCAACGAGAGCACAAAGGGAGUGCUCGAAUGUGAGUCUGCGUCGGAGCCCAGCAGCUUCACCGUCACUCCUGUCAUCGAGGAGGACGAGUGA